Candoia aspera is the source of this 2661-nucleotide messenger RNA. Its product is annotated as vomeronasal type-2 receptor 26-like. The transcript has 6 exons. Bases 1 to 2661 code for a protein of 886 amino acids. Lineage: Eukaryota; Metazoa; Chordata; Lepidosauria; Squamata; Candoiidae. The record is from RefSeq and is a predicted model, not a curated record. Gene Ontology annotation, biological process: G protein-coupled receptor signaling pathway. Gene Ontology annotation, cellular component: plasma membrane. Gene Ontology annotation, molecular function: G protein-coupled receptor activity.
AUGGAAGAAGGGAUUGAUUUGUGCCUCAGAGCAAGACCUUCAUACAAGGUUGUCCUACUUGUAGCAACUGUAUUAGCAGUGCUGUGCUUUAGGGUGGGCAAUGUUGCUGCCAGUAGUAACUGUAUUUUGGACAGACUUGUCCAGCUUCCUCAACAGAAUUAUCAGUCUGGGGACCUCAUCAUUGCAGGAAUAAUUUCUCAGAGCUUCAUUAUAGCUAAUCCUAUAACCUUCACAACACACCCCACUCCUGAAGUGUUUGAAGAUCACCUGAUAUUUGUUCAAAUCUACCAGCACAUCCUAGCCUUGGAAUUUGCUAUAAAGGAGAUCAAUGAAAAUGCUCAGAUCUUACCAAACAUUACCCUGGGUUUUCAUAUCACAAAUAGCCUUUUCAUUCCAAGGGAGACCUAUCUGGCUUCAAUGGCCAUUCUCUUCAGUAAGGAGAGAUUGAUUCCUAAUUACAAAUGUGAUGGAGAAAUGAGUCCAGUGGCAGUUAUUGGGGGACCAAUUCCUGAUGUCUCUGUUUUCAUGGCCAGAAUUCUGAGCACUUUCAAGAUUCCUCAGCUUGCAUAUGGUUCAUCUCCUGUGCUAAAAGAAAAAAUCCAAGACGUUUUCUUCCACCGAGUGUUUCCAAAUGAGAAUUAUCAGUAUAACGGGGUUGUGCAUUUGCUGUUGCAUUUUGGGUGGACAUGGAUUGGCAUGAUUUUCCUAAAUUAUGAAAAUGGAGAAAGAUUAUUAUGGAAUGUGCUCCCUAUGUUUUCCCAGAGUGGGAUUUGCUUUGAGUUCAUACAAGAAUUGCCUGCAGUAGAUUUCAUAAGUGGCUUUGAAAGAAUUAUGGAACGAUUUUCUGAAAUAUACGAAGUUGUGAUCAGUGGUACAGUAAAUGUUGUCUUCUUUCAUGGAGAAAUUCAGAGCAUUCUGAUGUUGAGACUGCUCCCAUGGGCUGCAGAUUAUGCUAGGUUGCCAAAAGAGGAAAAAGGGAUAGUCUGGAUCAUGGUAGCCCAGGUGGAAUUCAUUUUCCUUCCCUUCCAAAGAGAUAUGCAGAUCAAUAUCCUCCAUGGGGCUUUUUCUCUUGCAAUUCACUCCAAGGAGGUGAUGGGAUUCCAGAGAUUUCUUCAGAUGAGAAAUCCUAUCUCAGAAAUGGCAGAUGACUUUAUCAGAGGAUUCUGGAAGGAGGUGUUUCUUUGCUCUUUCCCUGACUCCUUUUCAGAUGGGACAGCUGAGAAGAACUGCACUGGGGAAGAGAAGCUGGAAUAUCUUCCUGGUUCUGUUUUUGAAAUGAGCAUGACAGGCCAUAGCUAUAGUCUUUACAAUGCUGUCUAUGCUGUGGCACAUGCUUUGCAUGCCAUGUGGUCCUUGGAAUGGAAUAGUCGAAGUCAGAAGCUUCAGAAUGACCAGCUGUGGCAGCUCCAUCAUUAUCUAAGAAGCAUCUCAUUCAACAAUAGUGCUGGAGAUGAAAUUUCUUUUGAUUCAAAUGGAGAAUUAGUAGCUGGAUUCGAUGUUAUCAAUUGGGUCACAUUCCCAAAUCUGUCAUUUGUCAGAGUAAAAGUAGGAAAGGUGGAUCCUUUUGCUCCAGAAAACAAUUUUUUCACAACUUUUGUUGAUAACUUCAUGUGGCCCAGCAUGUUUAAUCAGGUCCAGCCUCUUUCUCUGUGUAACAAUAAAUGCAGCCCUGGAUAUACAAAAGCCACAAAGGAGGGGAAGCCAUUUUGCUGCUAUGAUUGUCUUCCAUGUCCACUUGGGAAGGUCUCUCAGCAGCAGGAUUCAGAUGACUGCUCCCCAUGUCCAGAAGGUUCCUAUGCAAACCAUAACCAGGAUUCAUGCAUCCCUAAAGACAUACACUUCUUGUCAUAUGAAGAACCCUUGGGAGUUAUUUUGGCCAUGCUUGCUCUCUCCUUUUCGUUCACUACAACUUGGGUGCUUUGGAUUUUUAUUAAGCACCAAGAUACUCCAAUUGUCAAGGCCAACAAUCAAAAUCUCACGUACUCACUCCUUGUUUCUCUGCUGCUCUCCUUCCUUUCUGUUUAUUUAUUCAUUGGCCAUCCCAACAAAGUGAUGUGUCUCUUUCAACAGCCUGCUUUUGCGAUCAUAUUCUCUGUGGCAGUUUCUUGUGUGUUGGCCAAAACUGUCACUGUAGUAUUAGCUUUUGUGGCCACCAAACCUGGAUCAAGGAUGAAAAAAUGGGUGGGAAAAGGUUUGGCAAACUCCAUUGUUCUUUCUGGCUUCUUCAUCCAAGCCAUCAUUUGCACUGUUUGGCUGACAACCUCUCCUCCAUUUCUCCAUUUUGACAUACACUCCCUGCCUGAAGAAAUCAUCUUAGAAUGCAAUGAAGGUUCCACUGUAAUGUUCUAUUGUGUCCUGGGAUUCAUGGGACUGUUAGCCAUGAUAAAUUUUACGGUGGCUUUUCUUUCUAGGAAAUUACCUACCAGUUUCAAUGAAGCCAAAUUUAUUACUUUCAGCAUGUUGGUUUUUUGCAGUGUUUGGUUGUCCUUUGUUCCAAGUUAUCUGAGCACCAAAGGGAAAUACAUGGUGGCUGUGGAGAUCUUCUCCAUCUUGGCUUCUAGUUUUGGAUUAUUGGGUUUGAUUUUUUUCCCCAAAUGCUAUAUCAUUAUGGUGAGGCCAGAACUGAAUGACAAGAAGCAACUGUUAAGGGGAAGCAUUUAA